UGGACCGCACACUGAAAAGCUGUCGACUUUAAACCUGCAUGCAGUGUGGUGCACUGUACUUGGUUCGUCGAGGUCCGUCUCCUCUGCUCCCCCCUUGCUGACUUUGUUGAAGAGUCGGAUCCCCGUCACGACCAUGGCUUCCAGCUGGCUGCUCCCGGCUCCAUGAAAGCCUGAGUCGAAUGAGCUGAAGGAGGGGGGCUUACCAGCAGCUAACACCACCCCAGUAACUGCAGUCAAAGAACGUGUUCCAGGAAGAUUGACAUCUGCUUGCCCGCCUGCUGGACGGCAUCACCUGGGACUACAUUAGACAGAUAAGCCAGAUGAACCAGCUCCUCCGUAUCUGGUGGGGGAUUCUUCUUUAAGAAAAAAGAAAGUCUGCACCUCCAUGCAGGGAUCGUCCCCCAGGUCCUCCUGUGUCGCUGUGUGGGACCACCAGCUGCAUCAACACCUGACAGCAGCUCCUGGAGGAGGUUCUCACAUAGCACCAGACUGUACCAGCUGUUGGCCUACAAAAGCAGCAGUAAACAGAUCGGGACAGCGGGACCUGACGGGGAAGAUGUCUCGGGCUGCGGACAGACUCAAACAGCUGAUCGGUCACCUCGAUCGCUCGCCGGCCGCGAUCCAAGCCGCACCGACCUCUGCUCAGACCCUUGCCCGCAGAAGACCACCGCAGAGUCUGAGAUACACUUUUGACAGUGACCUGCUGACCCCAGAGCAGCGACUCUCUUAUGAGCAAAAUGGCUUCGUCCUCAUCAGGAACCUGGUGCCAGAGGAGGAUGUCGACAAGUUCAGGAAGGCAUUUGAACGGAUCUGUCGCCAGGAAGUGAAAGUUCCCGGCAUGCUUGUGAUGAGGGACGUGGCGAUCGCCAAGUCAGAGUUCGUCCCGGACCAGAGGGCCGUGUCCAAAAUCCAGGACUUCCAGGAGGAUCCCGAACUGUUCCGCUACUGCAGCUUACCACAGAUCCUGGAGUAUGUGGAGUGUUUCACUGGACCAAAUAUCAUGGCCAUGCACACCAUGCUGAUCAACAAACCUCCCGACGCAGGUAAGAAGACGUCGCGCCACCCGAUGCACCAGGAUCUGCAUUACUUCCCGUUCCGACCGGCCGACCGCAUCGUCUGCUCCUGGACGGCAAUGGAGAAAGUAAACAGGCAGAAUGGCUGCCUGGUCGUCCUGCCGGGAACUCACACCGGCACGCUGCAGGAGCACGACUACCCCGUGUGGGAGGGCGGGGUGAACAAGAUGUAUCACGGCGUGCGGGACUAUAACCCGCAGCACCCCAGGGUCCACCUGGAGAUGGAGAAGGGUGACACUGUCUUCUUCCACCCGCUCCUCAUCCAUGGCUCCGGCAUGAACGAGACGGAGGGCUUCCGCAAGGCCAUCUCCUGCCACUACGCCAGCGGCGACUGUUAUUACAUCGACGUGAAAGGAACCACACAAGAGAACAUAGAGAAAGAGGUGAUGGAGAUCGCAGCUCGGAAGUAUGGUUUGGACAAAAUUGCAUUCAAGGAUUCUUGGGCUUUCCGAGGCCGUCUGGUGCAGGGAGAGAGGGUAUCACUGUGAGGACGCCCACAGACGUGACCAAUCACUGAGCUGCAACGAGAGCAGAUUAAUGUAAUGAUCAGCUUCUGAUGGUAAAAAAAAAAAUCCCCAAAUUCCUUCAGCAGAGGAGGAACGGAAUUUCUAGAUGAAUUACUGUAUAUGUAAUCGUGCUCAAUAACUGUUUGGUGAUUUGUUCUGGGCAAGUGAUGGGGAGCAUGUCGUCCGAACAGAAAACAUAUGGGGGAGUAAUGUUUGAAUGGAAAAUGGCUGAUGUAAUUUUACAUUAUGAAGCUGAAAUAUGACGUUAAAACGAUGGAACAGUGUGAAUGCAUCAUGAAAUGUCAACCAGGCUGUUUAAUGAACACAUACCUUGAUGGAAAGGGAUGUUGAGUGCACUAAUACCAGGCUGAAAAAGACUUGUGUUAUGUUGAUCAGAAAGCAAAACAAUAAUAAUUACAUGGGCCUUCACCUUUCACUGCCUCACAAACGUAUCACUGUUUGAAUUUUCUUGUUUCUCUUUAUUUGAUGGGUGUUAACUGUUUGAUGAUGGGUGAAUGGGUUUUGGCCUUAUUUUCUUGUCUGUCUAUGAUAAUUGCAAUGUUAAAAUAACAUUAAUAAUAAAAGAAAUUGCUGCUAUUAUAA
Molecule: messenger RNA, 2182 nt
Organism: Scophthalmus maximus (turbot)
Lineage: Eukaryota; Metazoa; Chordata; Actinopteri; Pleuronectiformes; Scophthalmidae
Gene: phyh
Product: phytanoyl-CoA 2-hydroxylase
Exons: 13
Coding region: 386-1561 (391 amino acids)
Biological process (GO): fatty acid alpha-oxidation
Molecular function (GO): phytanoyl-CoA dioxygenase activity
Source: RefSeq, a predicted model, not a curated record